Molecule: messenger RNA, 552 nt
Organism: Mytilinidion resinicola
Lineage: Eukaryota; Fungi; Ascomycota; Dothideomycetes; Mytilinidiales; Mytilinidiaceae
Exons: 1
Coding region: 84-491 (135 amino acids)
Source: RefSeq, a predicted model, not a curated record
CAAUUCUCUUCGACUAUUGCAUUUCGCCCCAACGAUUCAUCUUACAUUUGAUGGCCGGAUGAAUAGCCCGAGUUUGUUAUCGUAUGAGUCAUCAGAACCAACCCCCAACAUCAUAUCUGUCGCCUUCUCCGCAAUCGCAUGGAUCGUCGCCUGGAUAUGCGCCUCAACAUGCAGCGGUAACACGCUCGCAUCCACAACUCGCAGGCCCUUCAUUCCAUGUCGACACUGCGUCUACUCUGCUGUCACCACAUGGGAGCGUCGCGAAAGUCCCUCCCGGAUGCCAAUCUGUCGUCGUGGUCGCUUUCAUAUCUUCCAAUCUGAUUCAUCUUCCGGUGGGCACACCCGCUGCUUGGAAAUAUGACGCAGAGGUCCAGCGCGGGGGAUGUGCUCUCUCACAUAGUUGGGAGAGGCGUUUCUCCAUCAGGGCCCUUGUUUGCCACCAUCAUCCACCAAGUAGACUCAUUAACGUUGCUAUUUAUUUCCGAUCCUGAUUUCCACGCCUCUCCAAGCCUUUCCAUUAACAUAAUCUCUUCCGUCAUCACCAAUCUUCAU